AUGGGAUUGGAGCCUCUCAGAGGACGGAUCCGGAGGGAGCUCCGCUUGAUAUGGGUCGAGCCGCCGGCGUUCUGCCAGCCCGGCGCGUCGCCGGUGACGGACCUCCUCCACUGGGAGGUGGUCAUCGACGGCCCCGACGGCAGGCCCUACGCCGGAGGGACGUUCCCCGUGGACAUCAACUUCGUCGGCAACUAUCCCUUCAAGCCCCCAAAAAUCACCUUCAAAACCAAGGUGCGUGUACCACCCAACAUCAGCGCGGAAGGGGAGAUGACGCUGGACAUCUUCCGCGACGAGAGCUGGAGCCCGGCAACAACGACUGUCCACAAGCUCCUCCUCCUCAUCGUCUCCGUGCUCCGCGACCCCAUGCUCGACGACCACCCGACCAACGACGAGGUGUAA
Messenger RNA from Panicum virgatum (switchgrass), 399 nucleotides. Its product is annotated as probable ubiquitin-conjugating enzyme E2 12. NCBI's taxonomy places the organism in Eukaryota, Viridiplantae, Streptophyta, Magnoliopsida, Poales, Poaceae. The coding region runs from base 1 to 399 and encodes 132 amino acids. The record is from RefSeq and is a predicted model, not a curated record. The transcript is spliced from 2 exons.